ACCCGGAGCGCCAUGUCACCGGCUGACAGCUGCUCCCUGCCGGGAUGAACAAGGGGAAUUUAACCACAGGAGCUGGGCUUUGACCACCACACGAACAGGUGUCUGUAUUGUUGUUAUCUUCAAGGCCCCUGUGCAGACCAGCAAGACCAUAACCAUCCUGACCCACCCCACUGCAGCCAUGACGACCAAAUCAGCACUUCUCAAGGUGAUCCUCCUGGGAGACGGCGGUGUCGGCAAGUCAUCACUCAUGAACCGCUACGUCACCAACAAGUUCGACUCCCACCUCUUCCACACAAUCGGCGUGGAGUUCCUCAACAAGGAGCUGGAGGUCGACGGCCACCAUGUAACGCUGCAGAUCUGGGACACGGCAGGCCAGGAGCGCUUCCGCAGCCUGCGCACGCCAUUCUACCGAGGCUCCGACUGCUGCCUGCUGACCUUUAGCGUGGACGACGGGCAGAGCUUCCACAACCUGUCCAACUGGAAGAAGGAGUUCACGUACUACGCCGACGUAAAGGACCCGGACAGCUUCCCCUUUGUGGUGCUCGGCAACAAACUGGACGUACCUGAGCGGCAGGUGUCAGGGGAGGAUGCACGGAAAUGGUGCCGUGAGAACGGCGGACAUCCUUACUUUGAGACAAGCGCUAAGGAUGCUACAAAUGUAGCUUCUGCCUUCGAGGAGGCAGUGCGCCGCAUCUUGGCGCUGGAUGACAGAGCUGAUCACCUGAUCCACACUGACACAGUGGACCUGCAGAGGAAAAGCCCGCCUGACCCCACCUGCUGCUGAGCUGAAUGUGACUCCUAGUGGGUGCUCAUGUGAUGUUUAAACAUACUGUCUGCAAAAAAAAGGAAGUGGUGUGUGAUGCCCUUUGAUAAACUUUAACUACGAUCAGAGUUGAAUGAAGGAAUAAGCUCAAACUUUAGACCAAAACUGAAAAUACUUAAUGCUGAUAUUCCACUCAAGGGGCCAAAACUCUCCUUUCUUUGGCUCUUAUCCAGCCUGGGAUUAGGAAUACAUUAACUUAUAUGAGGCAGAAAUGGACUGUUUGUCUCAAAUAUCGUGGUUUAAGACUCUACUGGUUUAUUUGCUCAUUUUGUGGUCAGCUGAGACCUUCCUGAAAUACCAUGUACUCAAAACUGCCAAAGAUCUGACAUCACAGAUGCAGCUGUAGCUUCUAGUUUCAGCUCACAAAAAGAGAAGUGCUGAGAUUAUUUUAUACUCUGGAGGCAGAUAUGGAACAACUGAAAUGUAGCGAUUUUCCACCGAAAGUCCUGUGACCUACACUGUGUUUACAUGAACACAUCAGCAUCAGAGAAUAUGAAAUAAGCUGAUUUGGAGGCUUUGCCUUUACAAUUGCAUGAAACAACAUGCUAAUCAUCUUUCUCUGAGUCACUUCUGUGACUUAUUUUUAGGUCUAAUAACUUAAAGGUCACAUAUUAUGCAAAAUACACUUUUUUAGGCUUUUCUAGCAGAAAUGUGUGCCGCUGGCCUGUCCAAAAAUCCCCCCAAGAAUCAGAAAAUUCCAUUCCCUCCCUCUCUCUCUUUCUCCGCCUUUCAGAAAAGAUGUGCUGAAACAAGAUCUCAGAUUUACCCCUCAUGGUGCCAUGUGGGGAGUUAGCUCCGCCCCCAGGUUCAGUUGGCCUGCCCUGCUUGGAAGAAAGUUCCACCCUCCUCUCCUGAUCCUCCUCUCAGCUGCCAGCUGAGCCACAUUCAUUAAGCCACAUCUAUU
Messenger RNA from Cheilinus undulatus (humphead wrasse), 1727 nucleotides. RefSeq names its product ras-related protein Rab-9A-like. NCBI's taxonomy places the organism in Eukaryota, Metazoa, Chordata, Actinopteri, Labriformes, Labridae. Gene Ontology annotation, molecular function: GTP binding; GTPase activity. Gene Ontology annotation, biological process: retrograde transport, endosome to Golgi; Rab protein signal transduction. The record is from RefSeq and is a predicted model, not a curated record. Gene Ontology annotation, cellular component: late endosome; lysosome; phagocytic vesicle. Bases 179 to 784 code for a protein of 201 amino acids. The transcript has 2 exons.